AUUACUUAGAGCCAAUCUUGGUGCCACACACCAAGACAUGGGAGUAACGAAGCCUGCCUGUUCUAAUUUUUAAAGAGAAAAGCAACUUCAGAGAGGAUUUUCAGCAGGUGGAGGAAAUGUUGCCACUUCUUCAUUCCAAAUGAGGGGCUCCCUUCAUGGAGUUCCAAACAUGUAUUUAUCCCUACAAGCACACCUGGAUUCUAGGAGGAGCUGCAGCUGAUUGGGGCAGUAGUGAAAGACUGGGUGGGGAAAAGAAAUUCAGCACUUCCUUCCCCAAGUGCUCUAAACUGCCUCCCCCUAAAGCAACUUGUUGCUUUUAAAAACUCCAUGCACCACAGUUUUAUUGCAUACAUUUGUAUGUAAUGUUUACUUAGGCCAUUAGUGCUUUAUAGUUAUGGUGAAGCUGAUAACUCUCAAGUCCCAGCUGUGAACCUUUGCGAAGCUGCAGUGAAUACAAACAGACCAUGAAGAUUCCCUAAGGCUGGUUGGUCAUUGAAGAUGGCCGGCAAGCAAGGGUACAGUUGUCUGUCUGAUGGCUCACUGGAUGUUCCCUCUUCCAGCCCUGAAGGCACCCUGAGCCUCAGUCCUCACAGCCCUGGGCUCUGCCUUAUCUCGACGCCCACAGCAGAGACCCACUGGCUGAGCAGCGCCCAACCCCAGCCAGAGUCGCCUGGAGAAAUGAAUGUAACUUUGGAGAAACUCCUGGCUCCCAUUACAGAAAAGCUCAAGUAUUUGCUGAAGAAAGCAGAGGACUUCCAGACGUACCUGCUGUACAGCAGAGACAGAAUGCAGAAGGAGCAAUUUGCCAAAGCCAUGCCCACGUUCCUGCAGAUGUGCCAGCCUUACUUCCACUACCUGGAAUCCACAGCGCGAAGCUGCACUCCUUAUUUAAGACCCCCACAGGAACCAGUGCGGAGGCGUCUCCUGGAGAUCUCCCAGCAGUUGGCCUGCCAGCUUGAGCAACUGGUGCUGAUGUAUGCUUCUUUCAGCUUUGUCUCUUUAGAAGACACUGACCCAUUCAGUGUCUCAUGCUUCUUCUGUGGAAAGUUUUGGCUGAAUGAGUUGCGACAAGUUUCCAUCUUCCGAUACUGCAUCUCAGCACCCUACACAGCUGCCCAUAUUCCCCGCAACCUCUAUAAGAAGAUGCGCUGGAACCUUGAUAUCUUGGAAGGCUCUGCUUGCCGGAAUCAAACACCCCGGACAGAAUACUACUUCCUGUGCUUCCGGGAUACAGGAGAUGAGACAACAGUGAAGAUGCAGAAGCUCUGGUCCAUUGGACGCUGGGUGCCUUUGGAUCCUGACAGUGACCACAGCUCCGAUGUGCUCUCCUGGGUCUUGUGCCGCCAGCCCAUGGGGGAUUACCAGCAGCUCCUGACAAUCGGAUUUGAGGAACCCUCCCACACGCUCGCCACGGACCUCUUGGUGCAGAUGCUCAGUGCUCAGAGCGCCGGUCUGCUGAACCGCGAGUCCUCCUGCUGGGUGAGCUCAGGGGAACAGGUGCAGUGAAAAACGUACCUUCAUGGUAUGCCACCAAGGGGCAGCCCACUGCCUCCUGUCACCACCAAUGUCACAUAUGUGGCCUAAGAUGCUACCCUCACAUUAGGCACAGUUAGGUCAUGCUAGAUAUUGGCAUGCAGAUAUG
This is a messenger RNA of Lacerta agilis (Sand lizard), 1642 nucleotides long. It is a transcript of the gene C2H19orf67, whose product is annotated as chromosome 2 C19orf67 homolog. The transcript is spliced from 7 exons. Bases 499 to 1506 code for a protein of 335 amino acids. The record is from RefSeq and is a predicted model, not a curated record. NCBI's taxonomy places the organism in Eukaryota, Metazoa, Chordata, Lepidosauria, Squamata, Lacertidae.